GCCCCUCGGUACGUUUCCUUCGUGACAGCGAAGUUGGACCAGCGCGAUCCAGUGGGCUCGUGCUUCGUCGCCAAGUCCUCGGACGCCAGCGAGGUCAACGAGUAUUCACCUUGCCGUACUUCGAGUCACGGGAUGCGUAAGACUGGUGUGUGCCAGGCAGGAUUCUCAGCAGCUAUCUCCAAGGAUGGACAGAGACUGUUUAUGGGUGCCCCGGGCAGCUUCUAUUGGCAAGGGCGAACGUUUUCGAUAAAUCCUAGCGAAAGAUUCAUCUUCUUUAUGCCGAAAAUAAGGGACGAAGAAGGUCAACUAUACGAAUACGGACAAGGCCCCAAGCCCAUCCUGUCGACUUCAGAAGCCAGUGGUAAAUUUGAUGAUUCCUAUAUGGGUUACUCUGUCGCUACUGGAGAUUUUGCUGGUCAAGGCGUACAAGGAGUUGCUGUUGGUGUACCCAGGGGAUCUAAUUUGAAAGGACUGGUUGUUCUUUACACUUGGGAGCUCCAAAAUAUCAAAAACAUCAGUGGUUCGCAAAUUGGCGCUUACUUUGGCUACAGCUUAGCCUCCGGAGACAUCGACGGAGAUGGCCAUGAUGAUGUCAUCGUUGGUGCUCCCAUGUACACCCGAGUCAAGAGUGAUGGCUACGAACAUGGCAGAAUUUACGUCAUCUAUCAGGGCAAUAAUAAACUUUCUAUGUAUUCCAAAGUCGACCGAAGAACUGGUGAAGUCUCCCGAGGCCGAUUCGGCCUGGCUAUCACUUCACUUGGUGAUAUCAACUACGAUGGUUUUGGAGACAUAGCAGUAGGAGCUCCAUACGGCGGUAAGCAUGGCCGUGGAGUGGUAUACAUCUACCAUGGCAGCGACAGUGGUCUUCGAGAAAAAUACUCCCAAGCCAUCACAGCUGAAGAAAUCACUCCAGGGUUAACAACCUUCGGCUUCUCGCUUUCCGGAGGCGUUGAUUUGGAUAAUAACAACUAUACCGAUCUUGCUGUUGGUGCUUAUAAAUCUGACAGUGUUGUGUUUUUAAAAUCCCGUCCAGUAGUAAAAGUGACAGCAGCAGUUCGAUUUAGAGGCGAUACGAAAUUGAUCUCGUUGACAGACAAACAGUGCCGUUUCACCAACGGCACCAUGGUUGCUUGCGCACAUCUCAUGUUCUGUCUUAGCUAUGACGGAUUCAAUGUCGAUCGGCAAAUAAAUUUCGUCGUGACUCUGGACUUGGAUUCGAGGCAGAAAACAACCAAGAGAUUGUUCGUCUACGAGCGCUAUAACAGCACUUACACAACUCACAUUUUAAUUCAACAGCGAAAGCAGGAAUGCAGGGAAAUUAAAGUUCAUUUGGCCAACGACAUUCGCGACAAACUUACGCCGAUCGAAGUCAAGAUGACCUACGACUUAGUGGACCAGCCAUCCGGCGGAAAUAUUGUCCCGCCAGUCCUAGACCAAACCCAGAGCAUCGAAAAAACUGACUCUUUGAAUAUUCAGAAGAACUGUGGUCCUGAUAACGAGUGCAUUCCAGAUAUUACACUGUCUGCUACUACUCCCAUAGUAAACUAUGAGCUUGGUUCCGGUAAUAAUAUUGAAAUAGACGUCAAAGUUGAGAAUACCGGUGAAGAUGCCUUCGAAGCUGCCUUUUACCUUCCCGUACCUCCCGGAGUCACAUAUUCUUCACACAAGAAACUAGAAUCUUCAGAUAAUGUUAAAUUUUAUUGCUUCCAAUUAAACAAUGGUGGUAAUACGACGGUGAAAUGUGAAUUGGGAAAUCCUAUGGCGACUGGGACAAAGAUCAAAUUCCGGAUUAUCCUUCAAGUGGACGCUCGUGUCAAAGAGAUAACGUUCAAUCUGGAAGCGAACUCGACGAAUCCUGAGCAACACACGUAUAGUGAUAAUAGGAUGCGUCUGCCCAUUCAGGUCAUUAUCAAGGCGGACUUGGAGAUGAUUGCUGCAUCGGAUCCUCCUGAAUUGCAUUACAACGCGUCGCUGUACCAAAGCGAUCACAGCAAUAUGUCAAUAGGAGACAGGAAGGACACCAAAAUCGGACCACAAGUGAUCCACAAGUACAAUAUCAAAAAUAAGGGACCUUUUGAGGUGGAGGAAGCAGAGAUUAUUAUUAUGUGGCCAUAUCAGACUCUUACCGGUGAUAACUUAAUGUAUUUACUGGUGGAUCCUAUGGUUGUCGGCAACGUGAAAUGUGAUAUUACCAGAAAUAAGAAUCCUGCCAACCUAGAGAUCCAGAUGCCAUACUAUGACUUCUUGUCAAAGGAAAGAGCAUCGGAGAGCAGUUCAUAUCAGUCCGGCGCUCAAACAGGACGUGCAGAUGGAUAUUAUGAAUCUCAAGGCACCUUCCAAACCGGCAGCCGGGUCUCAACUGGAUCACAAGGCAGUAAAGUUUUCACGAAUCAAAGUAACGGCCGACACACCGGAGGUAGUUACUACACUCAAACAUCAGGAGGACAAUUCGCUGGUAGAGGAGGAUCUCACACUCAAUCUCUUACCACGUGGCAAUCGUUAACUGCAAAGGAAAAAGAAAUAAUCAGGCGAAACCUGGCCUCUAUAUCUCAUACCACACAAGGAGGAUACAGUCAAGGAAGUUAUGAAGACGCUCAAUACUACUGGGAGACUCUUCCGGAAUCUGAACGCCAAAGUGUUAUUACAAGCAUAAUACGAAAUAACGAUUACGAUGAUUUUUCGAUUGAUGAACAGGAAAACAUUAGAAAGAUUUUCAUCGGUGCAUUUAAAAGGUACCAAGGUGGCGUCAGCGGUCCGGUUGUGACAGUUGUCAAGAACAGGACGUCGAAUACAGUGUAUGAUGAGAACCAUAAUGUAAUUUCACACAGCGAGAGUAGUACUGAGUAUAGUCUUGGACAUGAAGGCGAGGCUGGUAGCUCUUUUAACAACAGGAACAAUCAAGCCUAUAAUCAAGGCACCUUCAAUCAAGGCGGCAGUUACGGGUCCCAAUCAAACUACAACCAGAAUCGUGGACAAGAACAAGGCUUUGUUCAUCGGUCUUGGGCCACAACCGAAACUGUUAACAAAGAUGUCAUGAACGCUGGCUCUUCUACCUACAAAGACCCUAGUGUUACAUUCGUUGGGGAUGAAGACGAUAACCUUGAAGGUUUUGGAGCUGAAGCAGCUCAGGGAUCAAACGGAGAGUUCAGAUAUGGUUUCGGUGAUGUGUCUGGUGCUCAAGGUAGUAGGAGUUCUGGUGCUCAAGGUGAAGCCUAUGAAGGAAGUUCUCAAACUGGAUGGAGUACUGGAGGAUCAGGAUCUCAAAGUGGUGCUUAUGGAGCGAGGUCUGGUGGCAGUUAUUCAAGCUCUUCAUCAUCGUCUUGGUCUUCUGGAGGCCAUUCUUCUCAAGGAUCUCGACAGGGAAGUUAUUCGUCUCGACGCGAAAACACUCGGCGUCGUCGCCGUGAAGAUCAAGUAGACCCUGAACUGAAGAACAUUCUCGAACGGUGCGAGGAGAAGUACAAGUGUGCAGUGGUUAGGUGCACUGCUGGCCCGUUGGUGAAGAACCAGGAAAUCUGGAUUGGCUUACGAUCUAGGUUCAAUGCAUCUGAACUCAGUCAGAUCUCUGAAGAUAGACAAAUAGUGCUAUCGUCUCUAGCUGCGGCUCGCGUCACGAGGUAUCCCGUAGCUGGUGCCGCGAAGAAAACCUCGUGGUACACCGCUGAAGCCAAAACUAAUGUCACUCCUCGAAAGGAAGCAUUAGAGAGCGGUUCUAUACCUCUUUGGGUGGUUGUACUUGCUGCUGUGAUUGGUGCUUUGCUAUUGUUGUUGCUGAUUUUCAUAUUGUACAAGUGCGGUUUCUUCAAGCGCAAUCGACCCUCGGAUCACGCUGAGCGCCAGCCGUUGAAUGGUCGCGACGAACAUCUUUGAUAUCCGACAACCGAUUUAGGCGUGACGACCGAUACGGGCGUCACGACUGACGCGACGACUGACGACACUAGUUCGUCGACCGACGCCGCUAGUGAUGUCACCAGUCGAGAUUCAUCUAGUAUCGACAGAUAUUAACGUGAAGUGAAGUUUUUAAAUUUAAAAAGUGAUAGAUGAACUUUAAAAAGUGAAGUAGAAUCAAUUGCACUACAGUGGAUUUUAAACUGUAAGCGCUUUGUAGUCUUCUUUAGAAAUAUAAAGAGUUCAUUGACUAAAAAUAAGUCAAUCUCCAAAAAAAUCAAAUAUUUGCGUAAAUUGUGUUAAAAUAGAUGGCACUUUUAAUAAAAACAUUACUUUAUGUUGAUGAAACUAUGUAGUUGAAUUUUAGGCUAUUGAUAUCACUGUGGUGUUUUAGUUUUUAGUAUAUAUAAAUAACAACACCGCGGCCAUUUUGAAAUUUACGAAUUAAGUCAACUGCCAUUUUGAAUGACAUUUAGUUAUAAUUAAUGCGUCAUUUUGGGCAAAGGUAAACAUAACUAAGAUCCGUGAAUCUCUUUCUAUCAAGGAAACUACAGAAGAUUUUUUUACUCUUUAUUUAUUAA
Messenger RNA from Hyposmocoma kahamanoa, 4469 nucleotides. RefSeq names its product integrin alpha-PS2 (gene if). Gene Ontology annotation, molecular function: integrin binding. Lineage: Eukaryota; Metazoa; Arthropoda; Insecta; Lepidoptera; Cosmopterigidae. Gene Ontology annotation, biological process: cell adhesion mediated by integrin; cell-matrix adhesion; integrin-mediated signaling pathway. The transcript is spliced from 22 exons. Gene Ontology annotation, cellular component: integrin complex; external side of plasma membrane. The record is from RefSeq and is a predicted model, not a curated record. Bases 133 to 3870 code for a protein of 1245 amino acids.